GAGAGAGAGAGAGAGAGAGAGAGAGGGAGGGAGGGAGGGAGGGGAGGUGCUGCGUUAGCCGCAGUCAGAAGGCAGCAGUAGCAGCAGUAGCAGUAGCGGUGCACGCUGCUCCAGGCUCUUUCUCUCUCCAUUGUUCCCCCGUGACAGCCGGAGCUCGUUCCCCCCUCGUUCCCUUCCCUUCCCGCCAGCGUACAGAAGAGCACGCGGAGGAGGAGGAGGAGGAGGAAGAGGAAGAAACAGAAGAGGGAGAAGAGGAGGAAUCUGUCACCCCAUCCCUGCCCUUCAAAACAGGGAACUGUCAGGACCCAUCUCCCCAGCAACACUCUUUUUGCUUUCCUCUUUCCUGUGGAACCUAAGUGCUGAUUUGUUUUUGUUAUUUAGUUUUUUGGCUUCCCCUCCCCUUUGGCUCCCCCUUUUUUUUUUUUUUGCGGUGGCUGUGGCUUGUUGUUGUUUUGGUUUUUUGGUCCAUUUUUCUGUCAGUCGUCUGUGGAAUUACGUGCUUUUUGAUGGGAGCCAUGGGGCUGGAGGGAAAAAGUAGAAGGACAGCCAGCACCUGGCCCUGCCCUGGCCUCCGCCUGUGGAGGAUACUCCUGCUGCUCUCGGAGAUCUGGACUGUGCACGCUCAGACGUCAGAGGAACCCAAGUCACAGUACUUCUGGGAAACAGGGCCCUGGGGCAGAUGCAUGGGCAGCGAGUGUGGCCCGGGAGGGAGCCAGAGCCGGGCGGUGUGGUGUGCCCACGUGGACGGCUGGACCACGCUUCACACCAACUGCCUCCAGUUGGAGCGGCCCCCCAACCAGCAGAACUGCUUCCGUGUGUGCGACUGGCACAAGGACCUGUACGACUGGAAGCUGGGCGUGUGGAACCAGUGCGUGCCCGUGUCGCUCCGGACUGGCGCCGCCCGGCCGGCCGUGUGCCUGGAGGGCGAGGAGGGCAUCCAGACGCGGGAGGUGAGCUGCGUCCUCAAGGCCGGGUCGGUUUCCGCCGACAACGCCAUAUGCGAAUACUUCGAGCCCAAGCCGCGGCUCGAGCAGGCGUGCAUUAUCCCCUGUCCGCGCGACUGCGUGGUCUCGGAGUUCAUGCCGUGGACCUCGUGCUCCAAGACCUGCGGCACGGGGCUCCAGAACCGCGUCCGCAGGGUCCUGGUGCCCCCGAUGUUCGGCGGCACGGGCUGCCCCAACCUCACCGACUUCCAGACGUGCAAGCCGGGCCCGUGCGAGGGCCGGGACAGUGUCUUUAGCCUCAGGAUGGGCGGAUGGAGCAAUUGCUCCCUGCCCGUCUCACGGCCCACCAGACAGGCCCGACGCAGGAAGGGAGACAGGAAGGAGAGGAAGGGAGGUGGGGCGGGCGCCGUCAAGGACCCAGAGACCCGCGAACUCAUCAAGAGCAAACGGAACCGCAACCGCAUGAACCGGCAGGAGAGUGACCUGUGGGACAUCCAGGUGGGCUACCAGGCACGCCAGGUGAUCUGCGUACACAGGAAUGGAAGCGCUGUUGGCCUCAGCUCAUGUCCUCACUGGUCCCUGCCUCCCACCUUCCAGACCUGCCUGAUGCAGAAGGACUGCGCGGUGAGCGAGUGGGCGGAGUGGGGAGCCUGCUCCAAGGCGUGCGCAGACCCGGGGAUGCCCAAGGGUAGCCGCUCACGCUCCAGGCAGGUGCAGCAGUUCCCGGUAACCGGGGGAACAGAAUGCCCCUCGCUGGAGGAGACGGAGCCCUGCGAACCCCAGGGAGAUGACCUACCCCCCUGCGCAACGUACAGCUGGAGGACCACGGAGUGGAGCGAUUGCCGGGUGGAUGCGCUGCUCAGCCAACAGGACCGUCGGCGUGGUAACCAGACGGGGCUGUGUGGGGGGGGCCUGCAGAUCAGAGAAGCGUUCUGUGUGCAGGCCAACGCCGAGCUGCUCUCUUACCUCAACAACCUCAAAAACAAAGAAGAGGGUCAGCCACAAGGGAACCAGAAGCCCAGUGCUCCUCCUCUUCUCUCCAUCAGCUAUGAGAUUACAGCCUCUCAGCCGGUGGACCCUCAGCUUUGCACCGCCCCAGUGCCAAACACCACCCAGCAAUGCCACAUCCCCUGCCCCAUCGAGUGUGAAGUGUCGCCGUGGGGAGCCUGGGGCCCCUGCACCUUCGAGAACUGUAACGACCAACAGGGAAAGAAAGGUUUCAAGCUUAGGAAACGUGCGAUCACCAACUACCCCACCGGCGGCAUGGGCAGCUGUCCACACCUGGUGGAGGCCAUUCCCUGCGAAGACCCCAGCUGCUACAACUGGAAGCUACUCAAGCUGGAGGAGUGCAUCCCGGCCGACAACUUGGAGUGUGGGCCAGGCAUGCAGCUCCCCCAAGUCCAGUGUGUUAACAGCGAUGCAGGUGACCCAGUGGAUACAGGCCUGUGCAGUGAGGCGACUGCCCCCGGGUCAGUCGGCUGUGACGUCCCCUGCCCCAGCGACUGCGCCCUCACGCCCUGGACGUCCUGGUCCUCCUGCUCCCAGACCUGCUCCAGCAAGACCACCGAGGGCCGGCAGAUGAGAACCCGCUCCAUCCUGGCCUACAAUGCUGGAGAAGGGGGCGCCAUGUGCCCAAACAGCACCUACCUCCAGGAAGCGCGCAGCUGCAACGAGCACCCCUGCAUGGUCUACCACUGGCAGACGGGGCCCUGGUCCCAGUGCACCGAGGACCCGUCCGUGGUCGCCACCAACGCCAGCCUCGGCGCCAGCAAGGCCUCCUGCUCCAUGGGCCUGCAGACACGCAAGGUCAUCUGCGUCAAGGUCAACGUGGGACAGGUGCCCCCCAAGAAGUGCCCAGAGGGACCUCGGCCUGAGGCAGUGAGACCUUGCCUGCUUCCGUGCAAGAGGGACUGCCUGGUCACUCCGUUCAGCGAGUGGUCUGUGUGCACCCCCUCCUGUGAGCCAGGUGCUGCGGCCCAGAAACCCAAGCAGUCCCGAAGACGCAUGGUCAUCCAGAUGCCCUCCAACGGAGGCCAGGAGUGUCCCGAGGUGCUGUACGAGGAGACAGAAUGCGAUGCGCCGGGCGUCUGCCCAGGCUACAGAUGGAAAACGCACAAGUGGCGGCGGUGUCAGUUGGUCCCGUGGUCUGUUCGCCAAGAGAGUCCAGGAGCUCAGGAGGCUUGUGGAUCGGGACUUCAGACCAGAGCGGUAUCGUGUCGGCAGCUGGAUGGCUCUGUGGCGGACAUCGGCCAGUGUCUGAAGCUGGCCAGCACCAUGCCCCCCAUCAACCAGCUCUGCCAGCUCCCCUGCCAGGACGACUGCCAGCUCACCCAGUGGUCCAAGUUCUCGCCCUGUGACUUCGACUGUGUGGGCGUCCGGACUCGCAGGAGGGCACUCGUGGGCAAAAGCAAGAAGAGAGACAAGUGUAAGAACAGCCAGCAGUUCCCGCUGAGCGAGACCCAGUACUGCCCGUGUGACAAGUACAAUGCCCAGCCAGUGGGGAACUGGUCCGACUGCAUCCUGCCCGAGGUCCGUCCGGAGGGCGUGCCGGGUGCCAAGACAGCCGCGGCCGAGGUUCGGGAGUGCGGGCAGGGCUACCGCUACCAGGCCAUGGCGUGCUACGACCAGAACAACCGGCUCGUGGAGACGUCACGCUGCAACAGCCACGGCUACAUUGAGGAGGCCUGUAUCAUCCCCUGUCCGUCUGACUGCAAAUUGAGCGAGUGGUCCAACUGGUCACGCUGCAGCAAGUCGUGCGGCAGCGGGGUCAAAGUUCGCUCCAAGUGGCUGCGUGAGAAGCCCUACAACGGCGGACGGCCAUGUCCCAAACUGGACCACAUCAACCAGGCCCAGGUCUAUGAGGUGGUCCCUUGUGUGAGCGACUGCAGUCAGUACACCUGGGUGGCCGAGCCCUGGAGCGUGUGGAAGGUCAGCAAUGUGGACCUGAAGGAGAACUGUGGAGAGGGAGUCCAGACCAGGAAAGUCAGGUGUAUGCUGAACACGGUGGAUGGGCCUUCUGACCCGGUAGAGGACUACCUGUGUGACCCGGAGGAGAUGCCCCUGGGCACGAGGGAGGGCCGGCUGCCCUGCCCAGAGGACUGCGUCCUGUCCGACUGGACUCCCUGGAGCCCCUGCAACAUGCCCUGUGACGGGAGGAUGGACAGGAUUCGGACAGCGUACGCCAUCAGGCAGCCCGGCAGGGGGAAGGAGUGUCCAGACAGCCUGGAGACGGAGGUCUGCCUCCUCAACAAGAACUGCUUCCAUUACACAUACAAUGUCACAGACUGGAGCACCUGCCAGCUAAGCCCUAACGCUGUGUGUGGCGUGGGGCUCAAGACCAGAAUGCUGGACUGCGUCCGCAGUGAUGGCAAGUCUGUGGACCUGAAGAUCUGUGAGGAGCUGGGCCUGGAGAAGAAGUGGCAGAUGAACACGUCCUGCACGGUGGAGUGCCCCGUCAACUGCCAGCUCUCCGAUUGGUCGGCCUGGUCCGAGUGCUCCCACAACUGCGGACUGGAAGGGCGGAUGUGGCGGCAGCGGACGGUGGUGCGGGCCUCCCUGGGGGACGGGCGCCCGUGCCCGGCACAGAUGGAGCAGUGGAAGCCGUGCCCGGUGCGACCCUGCUACAGAUGGCAGUACAGCGCCUGGUCAGAGUGCAGGGUGGAGGAGGUGGUAUGUGGAGAGGGCCUGCGGUUUAGGAACCUGUCGUGCUUGGUGUCUGAUGGAUCUCCCCAGGAUGACGGGAGUGUGGCGGAAGAGGACUUGUGUGCGGGAUUGGAGCUGGCCGUGGAGGGAGAUAAGCGCAUCGUACUGCUGGAGCCCUGCACCCUGCCCUGCCCAGGUGAAUGCUACCUGAUGGAGUGGUCCGACUGGAGCCCCUGUCAGAGUGUGUGUGUGAAGGGCCAGCGUCUGGACUUCCCCUCCGUUCAGGCCCGCUCACGCGCCGUCAUCGCCCAGGAGCCCCAGAACCUCAUGCAGUGCCCCGACCAGGAGUGGGAGUUCCAGCACUGCACUGGUGGAGAGUGUCUUGAAUACAAGUGGAUGGGCAGCAUGGAGUCGGGGUACAACAACAUGGUCUGGUGCCAGCGCUCAGAUGGAGUCAAUGUCACAGGUGGCUGCCCUCCGCUGCCCCAGCCUGGAUCUGACCAGCUCUGCAACCCACCCUGUGACAAGCCAAAGUCCUUCUGCUCAGAGGCCAGCUUAUGCAUGUGCGAGGAGGGCUACACUGAGAUGUUGACCUCGGAGGGCCUGCUGGACCAGUGCGCCCUCAUCCCCGUGCUGGAGAUCCCCACGGCUGGCAACAAGAACGCCGACGUGAAGACCAGCCGCGCCAGCAACCCCACGCUGCCCACCACCGUCCAGCCCGGCAGGAGCGGGCGCACCUGGUACCUCCAGCCCUUCGGGCCAGAUGGCAAGGUGAAGACGUGGGUGUACGGCGUCGCCGCCGGCAUACUGGUGCUUCUCAUCUUCAUCGUCUCUAUGAUCUACCUAGCUUGCAAAAAGCCAAAGAAGCCCCAGAGAAGACAGAGCAACAACAACAGACUGAAGCCUCUGACUCUGGCCUAUGACGGAGAUGCUGACAUGUAAACUCCAGGGAUGGGACCGGCUUCAUCUCAACCCUAUUAAGAAACCCAUCAAUGACCUACUGUAUAUUAGCCACAUUCAGAGCCACGCUUUGGACCCCAGCGACUGGAUUCAUAUGGAGAAAAAGAAAUAAGAAGGGAAGUGUUAAAAAAAAUGAUAUUUCCGCCAUGACGAGUUAAGAGCCAUCCUGAGCAGAUACUUUCAUAAUCCCCGUUCUUCUUUUCUUCCGAAAUGUUUUAUUUCAUAAUCCCCCUUCUUCUUCUUUUGUUCCGAAAUGUUUUGUUAUGCAACAGCCUUCAUGAAUUUCCAGAGACAACAAGAAUAUGCCUUUGUUUUUGUGUUUCUUCUAAUAAGACAGCUUUUUAAAAAAUGGAAGAUCUGCCGAUGAGAGCCAGAUGUUUUUUUUUAAAUUUUCUUCUUCUUCUGCUUUCCUUUGAAAAUCAGCGCAAGUGCAUCACUUCCUUUCUGUGUUUCUAUUUUCGUGUAUGUGUGUGAAAGAGAGAGAGAGAGCAUGUCUCUGUGUGUGUGUGUGUGUGAGAGAGAGAGUGUGUGUGUGUGUGAGAGAGAGAGAGAGCAUGUGUGUUUGUGUGCUCUUUCUUCCAUGUGAGUUAACCCUCCUCAUCUACAAGUCUCGGAGAGUUGGGAUGGGUGAGAGAGGUUGCUGACUUGUGGAUUUCACAUUGCCAAUAGCGGAGAAAGAAAGUAUUUCAACAUUGUUCAUCAAAAGGAUUUUUCACCUCAUUUUUCGCAAUUGUUCCCCUGUCCCCUCCCCGUACUCCGAGACCCGCUCUUCAGUUGCAGUGCUCUUGAGUCAAGGCCUUUUUCUGGGUGAGGUGAGAUGUACAGAUCUUUUGACACAAACAAUCUUGACUGGAACUACUGCCUGCUCUCCAUGCUCUUGAUUCCAGGUCUUAUUUUGCACUAUAUUAGUGCAGCAUGAUAUGCACUUAUGUCUAGUAUUGCCAUAGAAACCGCCUCUCUCUCUCUCUCUACAAGAAGGUAAGCAGUUGCAUAACACAAGACAAAAAAAAAUGGUUUCAUUGAGGUUGACCGGUUAUUAAAGAAAUGUGCAUACAUCUCCAUUUGACAUUGAUCACCCUAGAUGGAUUCUGCAGUGAAGGUGAAUAGAGUUGUGUUGCUCAUGUCACCAUGCAUAUUGUUUUAUUCUACUCCGAGUUAAAUUCGUGAUCUGUAAAGUUAUUGUUUGGUACGUUUCUCUUUUUGAUUUCAGAUUUUUCUAAGGUCUUAUUGUUUUUUUGGUUUUCUGCUUUUUGCGAUUUGUAAAAUAUUUGUUCGUGUACAGCACAGACCCAUGUUAUUUGAGAGAACGUUUUUUUUUUGUGUGAGAUGUUGUGCAAGAACUACACACCCUGCAACCUUUGUACAGACAGGAUUUUGUUCGGUGUGUUUAGAUGAGGUGUUUGUCAUGCAAGAUACCAACAGUACCAGCCUUACUGUACUGUAAAUGUUGGCAUCACCUGCCAUACAGGACAUUGUACUUGCUAUUGCACAGUCCACAGCUGGCAAAAAAAAAAAAAAAAAUGACCAAGGGGCAGUUUACAAUGCAAGUGUGUGUGAUGUUCAGUUUUAGUGAUUCUAUUCAUGAGUCGUCUCAAGGAAUAGUGUUGGUCUGGUGCUCUGCUAAUAAAAAACAAGUGAAUCUUCUGUACACGCGGAGAUGUUUAAUACUCCACAACACGUGUCAAAGAAGUUCGAAUCCCUAAAUGCCAUUAAUGAAAUUGCAGAGAGUUUGUGAGUCAUCAUCUUUAAUCUGAUCCUUUAAGCAAAGUCUCGUGGACUAACAUGGACCAAUAACAGAGGCGGACGCUGUAGGGUCUUUAAAAGAAUAACCCAUAUCUUUGAUUACUUAUUAAAGUUGUAGUACAAUCCUUUAGACAUGUGGAUGCUUGGCAGUAAUCAAUAUGAAGUGAAAACAAAGCCUAAAGCAUACUCUAUUCCCCAAGCAUUAAGUUGCUAUCUAAAUAAAGUUUAUUAUUAUUAUUAUCUAACAACAGAAUAGUUCAACAUCACCAGUUUGGCCAAUGCAAUAGACUGGUGAGAUGAAUGUUUACUCUCUUUUCUGUUUAGUUUGAGUUGUAAAUAAUGAAAAGCUAUUUUUUAUUUUUUGAAUAUACAUAUAAAUAUAUAUAAAUGUGUAAACCUCUUUUGUAUUGCACAGAAUUGUUUAGUAUAAAUUGCAAAGUGGGUUAAUAUAUUUGCUGAUCUUUGUUGACAACGUUCAAUUUCAUUGUUGUAAAAAAAAAUGUAACAAGGUUCAGUCGUUUUUUGUACAGAUGUUGUUUAUGUAUCUGGUAAACUGCAGAUAAUAAAUAACUAAAAUAUAUGGACACACUUCA
Messenger RNA from Clupea harengus (Atlantic herring), 7882 nucleotides. RefSeq names its product thrombospondin, type I, domain containing 7Ab (gene thsd7ab). The record is from RefSeq and is a predicted model, not a curated record. Gene Ontology annotation, cellular component: plasma membrane. Gene Ontology annotation, biological process: actin cytoskeleton organization. Lineage: Eukaryota; Metazoa; Chordata; Actinopteri; Clupeiformes; Clupeidae.